Molecule: messenger RNA, 846 nt
Organism: Rotaria socialis
Lineage: Eukaryota; Metazoa; Rotifera; Eurotatoria; Philodinida; Philodinidae
Source: the annotation of a GenBank genome assembly
AUGGAUGAUAUUAAUUUGCUACCGUUGUCAGUCGUUCAAAAGCUUGAAGAAGCUGGAAUACCACAAGACAGCACAAUAUUUUAUCAAAAUGAUCGUUGGGUUUAUCUAGUACGACAACUCAUCCAUAAUAACAAGAAAUAUCAUUGUCAAGAGCUCGAUUCAUUAGGGCCUUUUGAUGUUCAUUCAGUCGAUAUUUCAUUUGUCUUAUCUUCAUCCAAAUCUCAAUACAGCAUCAAUAAAAUUGGACGAAAACAAUUAAUCGAUGGCGAACAAAUAAUAGGUAGUCAUGCUCCUAUUGCUCCAAUUACUCUUAAAGGAUUUGCACGUUCAACAGCAAACAUACCAGCUGAUGCAACACACUUUUGUUGGCUUUAUCCACCUUGUGGUCCAUUCGAUAAUGUUGCUAGUAAUUUAGAUAACUCGUAUGAAUUGGAUCUGCUCAGAAUUGGUGGAUUUGCAUAUUUCAUUGCCGAUGAUAACACUGCUAAAAGCCUUCGACUUAUUCUUGUGAACUCAUUAGUUUUAUCUGCUACCAACGGUCUAACGUUUGAAGGUCCACGUCCUUGGCGAGAAGAAUAUACGGAAAAAUUAUGGGCACAAAAUCGAUUUCAACCUGUAACUUUACCAUCUCUUCGUAAACGAGGUGCACUAUACUUUGCUUUUAUCAAUCCAUACGAAUCGGUAACCACGGGAAAUGAUGAAGCAUCAUGGACACCUUCACAACAUGGAGCUUUUGUGUACCUAUUUAACGAAGAUCAUUCACCGCACGUAUUCGAUUGUUUUUUUUCUGUGUCUGACGAGUGUUUGGGUGUUUCAGCAAGUGAUGAACAAUGGCAAAGCUAUUGA